This is a messenger RNA of Miscanthus lutarioriparius, 1782 nucleotides long. The record is from the annotation of a GenBank genome assembly. Lineage: Eukaryota; Viridiplantae; Streptophyta; Magnoliopsida; Poales; Poaceae.
AUGACCUACUUCCCUGAGGAGGUGGUGGAGCACAUUUUCAGCUUCUUGCCAUCGCACAGCGACCGGAACACGGUCUCCCUCGUGUGCAAGGUGUGGUACGAGGUCGAGAGGCUGAGCCGACGAGCUGUGUUCGUGGGGAACUGCUACGCCGUGCGCCCCGAGCGUGUGGUGCUGCGGUUCCCCAAUGUGAAGGCGCUCACGGUGAAGGGGAAGCCUCACUUUGCGGACUUCAACCUUGUGCCGCCUGACUGGGGUGGUUACGCGGGGCCAUGGAUCGAAGCGGCAGCGAGGAGCUGUGUGGGUCUUGAGGAGCUGCGCAUGAAGCGGAUGGUUGUGUCUGAUGAGAACCUUGAGCUGCUAGCUCGGUCAUUCCCAAGAUUCAAAGUCCUCGUACUUAUCAGCUGCGAGGGGUUUAGCACUGAUGGUCUAGCCGCUAUUGCGAGUCACUGCAAGCUCCUGAGGGAGUUGGAUUUGCAGGAAAAUGACGUGGAGGACCGUGGGCCCAGAUGGCUUUCCUUCUUCCCUGAUUCCUGCACUUCGCUGGUCUCCUUGAAUUUCGCCUGCAUCAAAGGGGAGGUGAACUCUGGUGCAUUGGAGAGACUUGUCGCUAGGUCUCCGAACCUACGCAGUUUGAGGUUGAAUCGUUCUGUUUCAGUAGACACACUCUCGAAGAUACUAGUGCGAACCCCAAAUUUGGAAGACUUGGGGACAGGUAAUUUGACAGAUGAGUUCCAAGCUGAGUCCUAUGCCAGGCUUACCAGUGCUUUGGAGAAAUGCAAAAUGUUGAGGAGUUUGUCUGGAUUUUGGGAUGCUUCUCCUAUUUGUGUUCCAUAUAUAUAUCCCCUCUGUCAUCAACUAACAGGCCUAAACUUGAGCUAUACUCCUACACUGGAUUAUUCUGAUCUGACUAAAAUGGUCAGCCGCUGUGUGAAACUCCAGCGUCUUUGGGUACUGGACUGCAUUUCGGAUAAGGGUUUGCAAGUGGUGGCCUCCAGUUGCAAGGAUCUACAAGAACUUAGGGUGUUUCCAUCAGAUUUUUAUGUUGCUGGUGCUUCUGCGGUGACAGAGGAGGGACUUGUUGCAAUAUCAUCAGGCUGCCCAAAACUAAGCUCUUUGCUGUAUUUCUGUCACCAGAUGACCAAUGAAGCACUAAUUACUGUAGCUAAGAACUGCCCAAAUUUCAUCAGAUUUAGACUCUGUAUCCUUGAGCCAAAGAAGCCAGAUGCCAUGACAGGCCAGCCGUUAGAUGAAGGCUUUGGUGCAAUUGUCCGUGAGUGCAAAGGGCUAAGACGACUGUCAAUGUCAGGUCUUCUCACAGACAAGGUUUUCAUGUAUAUUGGAAAGUAUGCAAAAUACCUUGAGAUGCUUUCUAUAGCAUUUGCUGGAGAUAGUGAUAAGGGGAUGAUGGACGUGAUGAACGGAUGUAAGAAUCUGAGGAAGCUUGAGAUUAGAGACAGCCCAUUUGGUGAUGUUGCACUCUUGGGAAAUGUUGCCAAGUAUGAGACAAUGCGAUCCCUUUGGAUGUCAUCAUGCAAUGUCACAUUAAAGGGGUGCCAAGUCCUUGCAUCGAAGAUGCCGAUGCUCAACGUGGAGAUCAUGAAUGAACUAGAUGGAAGUAGUGAAAUGGAGGAGAACCAUGCAGACCUCUCUAAAGUGGAUAAGUUAUAUGUUAGUGAAAUGGAGGAGAACCACACAGACCUCUCUAAAGUGGAUAAGUUAUAUGUUUACCGCACAACUGCUGGAGCGAGGGAUGAUGCACCAAAUUUUGUUAAAAUCCUAUAG